Musca domestica (house fly) is the source of this 863-nucleotide messenger RNA. Its product is annotated as peptidyl-prolyl cis-trans isomerase-like 3. Gene Ontology annotation, molecular function: peptidyl-prolyl cis-trans isomerase activity. Bases 344 to 829 code for a protein of 161 amino acids. Gene Ontology annotation, cellular component: catalytic step 2 spliceosome. Lineage: Eukaryota; Metazoa; Arthropoda; Insecta; Diptera; Muscidae. The transcript has 3 exons. Gene Ontology annotation, biological process: protein peptidyl-prolyl isomerization. The record is from RefSeq and is a predicted model, not a curated record.
GGUGAACUCUGCUUUCGACCUGCUAAUUGUGGCCCCUGUUAGCGCAGACCCUAUCUUCUCAAAGCGCUGCUCGUAGCAGCGGAGGCCGGGAGUAAGCCUCAUUUUCUCUUUUCACCUUGCAUGAAAUACAUAAUACAUUCACAUGUUACGCUAAGUAGCAUAUCUUUACGACUUCGCUGUAUGAUAGAACAAGACGGCUAUAGUUCUAAGUUAAACAUGUUAACCAUUCGACUUGUAUGAACAUUUACAAAAAAAAGAAGAAGACUAAUAAAGUUUACUUUAAUAACAUUUAAUACGUUUAAUUAAAUAGAUUGCUCAUAAACAAACAGUGUGAAGGAAGAAAAUGGCCGUCACAUUACACACAGAUGUUGGAGACAUAAAAUUGGAAUUAUUCUGUGAGGAUUGUCCCAAGGCAUGUGAAAACUUUUUGGCUUUGUGUGCCAGUGAUUAUUACAAUGGUUGUGCAUUUAUACGGAAUAUUAAGGGUUUCAUUGUGCAGACUGGCGAUCCCACCAACACCGGUAAAAAUGGCAAAUCAAUAUGGGGACAUAAGUUUGAAGAUGAAUUCAAAGAUCAUUUAAAGCACUCCGAUCGUGGCAUGCUAUCCAUGGCCAAUAAUGGUCCCAAUUCCAAUGCCAGCCAAUUUUUCAUUACCUAUGCUGCCCAACCAAAUCUCGAUUUAAAAUAUACCUUAUUUGGUCGAGUCAUUGAUGGAUUUGAUGCCCUGGAUGAAUUGGAAAAACUGCCGGUGAAUCCAAAAACAUAUCGGCCACAUGCCGAAAAGAAAAUAAAUAGCGUAACAAUACAUGCCAAUCCCAUUGCCGGAUGAAAAUAAAUUAAAACAUAGUUUUGUAUUUAAAGUA